AGCCGUUUAACCCCGCCCCUCCUCUGUCACGUGACGAGGGCCAGCCCCUCAGCUAACAGUUAGCAGCAGCUAGCCUUUCGUCAGCCGCUACCUGCCGAGAGAAGCGGAGCAGCCCGCCUGAGACUCCUCUCCCCUGGGACGGUGUAGUCCGGUACCAGCCCGACCCGAACCCUCCGUCCUCCUCCGUUCUGCCCCGGUUCUGCUCCGUUCUGCCCGGCUCYCGUGUCCCUCCCGGUCCGGACCGUUCAGUGGAAACAUGUCGGCGGUGCAGCGGAUGAAAGUGGCGAACGAGCGGCACAGCAAGACCAUCACUCAGCGGGGACACGUCCAGAAGACCUCGAGACCGGUAAACGAGGAGAAGUCCCCGGUGGGUCCCUGGCUGCUGGCGCUGUUCGUCUUUGUGGUUUGUGGAUCAGCCAUCUUCCAGAUCAUCCAGAGCAUCAGGAUGGGCAUGUAGAGUGACGUCAUCGACAGGGGGCGGGGCCACAGCACGGCGGCAGCAGGGAGCUGAGACGCCGACACGUUUUUUGACCCGAAGAGAAGCGGCAAAAACAUUCCUGAACUCUGAUCGCCAUCAUUCCUGCAGAGACACAAGCCCCGCCUGUAUAACUACAAACCCCGCCCACAGCCGUAGCCCCGCCCCCACGGACCGGCCUGUUAUCUGUGUUGACUCAACGUUGCUGCUCGCUGACCUUCUCACAGCGUUCCCGUGUCACCCUGUGCCUUUCUCUGUUUACCUGACGCUUGGCUCCGCCCCCUCCUCUGUAUUAAACCUCAUCAGGUUGGAGGGGGAGGGGCUAAAUGUGUAAACUGUCCCAGCUGGCUCCAGCUGAUCCCGUCUGUCUCCUCCUCCUCCUGGGAGCUGACAGGAAGUGACCUCAUGAAUCAGGAGGCGUGUGUCUGCACCGUGUGCAGCUGCGCCUCCACAUUCCUGUUUGCUCAAUAAAGUUUCAUUUUCAAAAUAAAA
Molecule: messenger RNA, 967 nt
Organism: Austrofundulus limnaeus
Lineage: Eukaryota; Metazoa; Chordata; Actinopteri; Cyprinodontiformes; Rivulidae
Product: stress-associated endoplasmic reticulum protein 1
Exons: 3
Coding region: 257-457 (66 amino acids)
Biological process (GO): endoplasmic reticulum unfolded protein response
Cellular component (GO): endoplasmic reticulum
Source: RefSeq, a predicted model, not a curated record